Messenger RNA from Brettanomyces nanus, 1845 nucleotides. RefSeq lists its product as uncharacterized. Gene Ontology annotation, biological process: L-glutamate catabolic process. The record is from RefSeq and is a predicted model, not a curated record. The transcript has a single exon. Gene Ontology annotation, cellular component: cytosol. Gene Ontology annotation, molecular function: pyridoxal phosphate binding; glutamate decarboxylase activity. Lineage: Eukaryota; Fungi; Ascomycota; Pichiomycetes; Pichiales; Pichiaceae. The coding region runs from base 1 to 1845 and encodes 614 amino acids.
AUGCCUCCCUCACAGCACAUUGACGCUGAUUCACUUGAAAAUAGCAUUUUUCAAAACGCAGGUAAAUACCAGCCUUUAAUUGGUAAGUACUUGAAUGCCGGGAAGGCUUUCCAUCGUCUCAGACGUCAGUCUCAGCCGGAUUCCAAGCUUGUGGCCCGGUUUUCUGGCGUGGAAAAUAAGUAUAAGCUACCAGAGACAAGUAUGGAUGCAAGUUUGGCCUAUCAAAUGGUCCAUAGUGACUUGACCCUUGAUGGUAAUACCACUUUAAACUUGGCAUCUUUUGUCAACGUUCACGUUGAUGACUAUGCUCAAAAAUUGAUCGAUGAGAACCUUACCAAGAAUUUAGCAGACAACGAUGAGUAUCCUGUUCUUAUCGAUAUGCAAGAUAGGUGUGUUUCGACCCUUGCCGACAUGUGGCAUGCCCCUGUUGAAGAUCAGGCCCCAGGUAGGACUCUAUCUCCAAAGACUAGGGCCAUCGGUACUGCCUGUACUGGUUCUUCCGAGGCGGUCAUGCUUGGAGGUCUUGCCAUGAAAAAGAACUGGCAGGCACAUCGUAAAGCUGAAGGUAAGGAUAUUUCAAAUCCAAAUAUCCUCAUGGCUUCUUGCUGCCAAGUUGCUCUCGAGAAGUUUGCUCGUUACUUUGAUGUUGAGGCCAGAAUUGUGCCUGUUUCCUCCUCUGAUUACCUCAUCGAUUACAACAAGAUUCGUAGCCGUUUGGAUGAGAAUACUAUUGGUGUCUUCGUCAUUAUGGGUUCAACUUAUACCGGUGGCUUUGAGAACGUUAGCUUGGUCAAUCAAAUUCUCGAUGAUUACGAGGAGGAGACUGGUAACUAUGUUCCAAUUCAUGUUGAUGGUGCCUCUGGUGGUAUGAUUGCCGCUAUCAUGUACCCAGAACUCGAGUGGGACUUUCGUGUUCCAAGGGUGAUGUCCAUCAACACCUCUGGUCAUAAGUUUGGUCUCGUCACUGCCGGUCUCGGUUGGGUUGUCUUUAGAACCAAGGAAUGGCUUCCUAAUGCUUUGAAGUUCCAGUUGCAAUACUUGGGGGGUCUUGAAGAGUCGUUCAGCUUGAACUUCUCUCGUCCUGGUUUCCAGGUUAUUCACCAGUACUACAACUUCCUUCAUUUGGGUCGUCAAGGUUACAAUGUUAUAUUUGAUAACUGUCUCACCAAUGCUAGAAUUCUCUCCUGCUUCUUGGAAGAAACUGGCUAUUUCAAGUGUAUCUCCAACUUGCACCUUCCAUUUGGUCAGACCGUCCAUGGUGGAAAUGUUUCUCCCACUCCUAUUAACCACCACGAGUAUCUUAGUAAUCAUAAGGACUUCAAUCCUGCUCUUCCAGUGGUUUCAUUCCAACUUUCAGAGGAGUUUGUUAGGAAGUAUCCGGAAAUUCCUCAGAUAAUGAUUUCUCAGAUGCUUCGUAGUAAAAAGUGGAUUGUUCCUAAUUAUGGUCUUCCAAGCACUAAAGUUCCUCCUAAGGAUGGUAAAGAACAAGAAGCAACAGCAGAUGAUGAUGAUGAUGAUGAUGAUGAUGAUGGUGAUGACGGUAAAAACAACGAGAUCUUGCGUGUAGUUGUUAAGUUUGAUUUGGAAGGUGAAUUACUGGACAAACUUAUGCACGAUAUUGUCGAUGUUGUUGAGGUGUUAUCUGAAUCCGUCGAAAUGGUUAGAAACAACGUCAAGCACAUGAGAGAAAUUAAGGCUGACAGUGCUGAAAUCGGUUCGGGUAUGAUUUACAACAUGCUUAUCAGUCUUGCAAAUGAUGCUGAUAGACGUUUAGUCAAGUUGAGAAAGCGGAUUGCCGAUGAGCAUGAGGAUCAUUUACAUACUUCCUACAGGGGUACCUGCUGA